Aspergillus calidoustus is the source of this 1437-nucleotide messenger RNA. The record is from the annotation of a GenBank genome assembly. NCBI's taxonomy places the organism in Eukaryota, Fungi, Ascomycota, Eurotiomycetes, Eurotiales, Aspergillaceae.
AUGGCCAUCGCCGAACAAUUUAACGUCUUCGAAGACUUCCAAAACAUCAUCAACGGCAAAAAGUCCUCGACAGCAGAGACCCGCCACGGCAUCAACCCAGCAACAGCCAAGCCCAACCCCGAGGUCCCCGUCUCAACCCAGACGGACGUCGACAAUGCUGUUGCUGCCGCCCAAGAGGCUUUCAAGACCUGGUCUGAGGUUCCUCUCGCGGAGCGCGCAAAUGCUCUAAGGACUUUUGCAGAUGGGCUUGAGCCGUACGCCGAGGAUUUCGCAAAGCUCCUCACGCAGGAGCAAGGAAAACCCCUCUCCUUUGCAACCUCCGAAGUAACAACAGGCAUCAAGUCCCUCCGCGACACAGCAGACCUCUCCCUCCCCGACGAAAUAAUCGAAGACUCUGCCACCCGCAAGAUCGUUGUCAGACACACGCCCCUCGGCGUCUCCGUCGGCAUCGUCCCCUGGAACUUCCCUUUUGCUCUGGGGAUCCAGAAACUGGCACCCGCCGUGCUGAUGGGGAACACGAUUAUCAUCAAGCCCUCGCCAUUUACGCCGUACUGUGGGCUAAAGGUUGUCGAGCUGGCGCAGCGCUUCUUCCCGGCUGGCGUUGUGCAGGUGCUAAGUGGUGGGGAUAAUUUGGGGCCGUGGUUGACAGAGCAUCCGGGGAUUGAAAAGAUUAGUUUUACGGGGAGUUCGGUUACGGGGAAGAAGGUCAUGGAGAGUGCAUCAAGGACGUUGAAGAGGGUUACUCUUGAGCUUGGAGGAAAAGACGCUGCAAUUGUCUGCAAGGACGUGGAUAUCGAAGCCGCAGCAGCAAAGCUCAUGACCUUCGGCUUCAUAAACUCCGGUCAAGUUUGUCUCGCCAUAAAACGCCUCUACGUGCACGAAGAGAUCUACCAAAAAUUCCUCGCCGCCGCAGCCGCAUACACCAAAACCAUCUCCGUCGGCGCCGGAACAGACGAAGGCGUCUUCAUGGGCCCGCUCCAAAACGCCAUGCAGUACGAGAAAGUAAAAACCUUCUUCGAGGGCGUCACACCCGACCAACUCAGUCUAACAAACGGCGGCGUCGACGAGUCGAAACCGGGCUACUUUAUCCGCCCGACAAUCGUCGACAGACCAGCUGAAGACUCUCGCCUCGCGACGGCAGAACAGUUCGGCCCUAUCCUCCCCUUCCUCACGUGGAAGGAUGAGAGUGAUGUAAUUGCCCGGGCGAACGGGACGCGCAUGGGACUCGGUGCGUCGGUUUGGUCAAAUGAUCUGGAUGAGGCGGCGAGGAUUGCGAGUAAGUUGCAGGCGGGGUCUGUCUGGGUGAAUACGCACAUGGAGCUUGAUCCGCGCGCGCCGUUUGGUGGACACAAGGAGAGUGGGAUUGGGUGUGAGUUGGGGCUCCAUGGGCUCAAGGGGUGGACGAAUUUGCAGACUUUGUAUUUCAAGAAGGCUUGA